GCAUCAACAUUUAUUUUGCUGUUUCAUUUAUUUAUUUUUUAAGCAUUUUAACGUCGGCUGUAAUUAAUCAACAAUCAGCAAGAUUCAACAAGACAAAAGCCCCGGGUCCGUUGUACAGUCGCAUGUUUCUGUCUUUCCCCUUUGCCUCCUUCGCCUCCUUCACUGGUCAACGAAUAAAACAAAAACACAAAUAACCUUCCGUCUUUCAGUUCUUCACGCUGCGAUCGUUGUUGUCGCCUGCGAUUCUCUGGUUUUAUUGAGUGCCGAAUGGCGAUUGUGGCUGAUGCUGCAUAAAUGGAAGGAGAAAUUUCUUUACAAUUUCUCCAAAUCUAUUACAUCUUUUCUGGGGAUUAAUGUUCCGAUCCUCAAUGGUGAACCCGAAAAUCUCACAUCGUCCUUCCAUCUGCUAUAGGCCUAUACAGCCAUCUGAUUUAGCUAUUUUACAACAAAUCCACAGUGACGUAUUUCCUAUCAGGUAUGAGUCUGAGUUUUUCCAGAAUGUUGUGAAUGGACGUGAUAUUGUGUCAUGGGCAGCUGUUGAUCGUAGUCGACCCAAUGGUCGAAGUGAUGAGCUUAUUGGAUUUGUCACUGCAAGAAUUGUACUGGCAAGGGAUAGUGAGAUAGCAGAUUUGCUCAGGUAUGACUCAUCCAAGGUGGAUCAAACAUUAGUAUAUGUUCUGACACUGGGAGUAGUAGAUGCUUACAGAAAUCUUGGCAUAGCUACAGCACUUAUCCGUGAAGUUAUUAAAUAUGCUUCGAGCAUCCAAGUAUGCCGUGCAGUUUACUUGCAUGUGAUUUCUUACAAUAAUCCAGCCAUUCAUUUAUACAAGAAGAUGUCAUUCAAGUGUGUGCGGAGGUUGCAUGGGUUUUACUUGAUCAAUGGUCAGCACUACGAUUCAUAUUUGUUCGUUUACUAUGUAAAUGGUGGUCGUUCUCCUUGCUCACCAUUAGAGCUUGUGACAGUUGUUGUUAGUUGCAUGAAGAGUGGUCUGAAGUCCGUGGCUGCAAAGCUGAGGCAGAACGAAGAGAAGAUGGUAAAAUGGCAUAAAUGUAAAGAAACUCGGGGUCUUAUAUCUACACAGAAUAAGAGAACCAUUAAAACGGAGUGUUCAGGAUGUGAGUAUGUUUAGUAAGUGUAGUACCUGUGACUGACAGAUAUCAUCCAAAGAACAAAAAUGAAAAUGAAAACUGAUACAUACUCUCCUUUCUUCCCCUUCUCUCCUAAAAGAAAUAAAAAAAAGAAAGAAAGAAAAAUUGUUACCUUGUAUUAGCUUUUCAUUUGCGAAAAUUAAAUGAUUAAUUCCAAUGUGUAUUUAUUGAAAUUAUGUCUUUGUUGUGCCUUGAUUUUCA
Messenger RNA from Theobroma umbraticum, 1350 nucleotides. Its product is annotated as Acyl-CoA N-acyltransferases (NAT) superfamily protein. The record is from RefSeq and is a predicted model, not a curated record. Gene Ontology annotation, cellular component: Golgi membrane. NCBI's taxonomy places the organism in Eukaryota, Viridiplantae, Streptophyta, Magnoliopsida, Malvales, Malvaceae. Gene Ontology annotation, biological process: N-terminal peptidyl-methionine acetylation. Gene Ontology annotation, molecular function: protein-N-terminal amino-acid acetyltransferase activity; histone acetyltransferase activity.